GCUCUCGUUUUGGGUUUUUCGCAUUCUGGGUUAGAGAAAAGAUGGAAAUUGAUCUUACACCAAGGUUGGCUAAGAAGGUUUAUGAAGGAGAUGGCGGUUCCUACUCUGCCUGGUCCCCGUCGGAGCUUCCCAUGCUCCGUGAAGGUGACAUCGGAGCUGCCAAGCUCUCUCUGGAGAAGGACGGCUUUGCUCUCCCCAAUUACUCUGACUCUGCCAGAGUUGCCUAUGUCCUUCAAGGUAAUGGAGUAGUCGGAAUUGUUCUGCCAGAGAAGGAAGAAAAGGUUCUUCCAGUAAAGAAGGGUGAUGCUAUUGCCCUCCCUUUUGGAGUUGUCACUUGGUGGUACAACAAGGAGGACACUGAGUUUGUGGUUCUUUUCUUGGGUGAUACCAAAACAGCUCACAAAAGGGGAGAGUUCACUGACUUCUAUCUUAAUGGUUCUAAUGGAAUUUUCACCGGCUUCUCAACUGAGUUUGUCAGCCGAGCAUGGGAUUUGGAGGAGAAUGUUGUGAAGACUCUUGUUGGCAAGCAAACCGGCAAGGGCAUUGUUAAGUUGGGGGGAACCAAUUUGCCUGAGCCAAACAAAGAACAUAGAGAUGGGAUGACAUUGAAUUGCGAAGAGGCUCCUCUUGAUGUUGACAUUAAAGGCGGUGGAAGAGUUGUUGUUUUGAAUACUAAGAACCUUCCUUUGGUCGGAGAAGUUGGGCUUGGUGCUGAUCUUGUUAGGUUGGACGGAAGUGCUAUGUGCUCCCCUGGGUUUUCUUGUGACUCUGCGUUGCAGGUGACCUAUAUUGUUAGGGGCAGUGGUCGUGUCCAAGUUGUUGGUGUCGAUGGGAAGAGGGUCUUGGAAACUACUGUUACAGCUGGCAAAUUGUUCAUCGUUCCUCGAUUCUUUGUUGUUUCAAAGAUUGCUGAUCCGGAAGGCUUGGAAUGGUUCUCCAUCAUCACUACUCCCAAUCCAAUAUUCACUCAUUUGGCUGGAAGUAUUGGUGCUUGGAAGGCGUUAUCUCCUCAGGUGCUUGAGGCUUCAUUCAACGUGGAUUCCGAUACGGAGAAGCUCUUCCGAUCAAAAAGAACUUCUGAUGCAAUUUUCUUCCCUCCUCCCAAGUGA
Rosa rugosa (rugosa rose) is the source of this 1109-nucleotide messenger RNA. RefSeq names its product 11S globulin seed storage protein 2-like. The coding region runs from base 42 to 1109 and encodes 355 amino acids. Gene Ontology annotation, molecular function: nutrient reservoir activity. The record is from RefSeq and is a predicted model, not a curated record. Lineage: Eukaryota; Viridiplantae; Streptophyta; Magnoliopsida; Rosales; Rosaceae. The transcript has a single exon.